AUGCUUACUACAGAUCUGUCAGACGCGGAUGUUUCUGCUUUACGAGCCAACAGGGAGAGACUACAAGAAUAUAUCCACCACAGCUGCCAAUGGGGAGCCGGAGUAAGAUGGGGAGAAAACCCAACCGACACUGGGAUGGCUCGAUUAGCCCUAUCCCAGGAGGACAAACAGGUCCGGGACUGGUUCAAGCAAACCACAGAAGGCCUUGGCUGCACAGUUACCGUCGAUGCAAUGGGAAACAUGUUUGCAGUUCGUCCAGGUCGCAGAAAAGAUGUUCCACCCACAUUUGUGGGGAGCCAUCUUGAUACCCAGCCAACUGGGGGCAGAUAUGACGGAAUAUUGGGCGUAUGCGCUGGCAUUGAGAUGCUAAAGACACUUGAAGAGAAAGGCAUUGAAACUGAAGGUGGUGUAGGGGUUGUAAACUGGACCAACGAGGAGGGAGCUCGUUUUCCAAAGAGUAUGGUAUCCUCAGGGGUCUGGGCGGAGUGCAUCCCACUCGCAACAGCGCAUAGCCUUCUCGAAGUCCCGACCGUGGCCUCUCUUCCAUCAGCGACGUCCUCCCCGGAGUCCAUGAAAUCGGCACUAGAGAAAAUCAAUUAUCUGGGUGAUAUUCCUUGCUCGUUCAACGCCACGCCCAUGGCUGCCCAUUUCGAGCUUCAUAUUGAGCAGGGACCGCAUUUGAUUACAUCCAGUCAACGUGUUGGCGUAGUGACAGCAGUCCAGGCUUAUCGUUGGUAUCGUAUCAAUGUAACGGGCCGUGACUGCCACACUGGAACUACCUCCUUCGAACAUCGUGCAGACGCGCUGUAUGCUUCUGCCAAAAUGAUGGUACGAGCGCGAGAGGUGGCUCAAAAGCUCGGCUGCCUUGCAAGCGUUGGUAUUGUCGAAAUUAAGCCUGGGAGCGUUAAUACCGUUCCCGGAUACGUCAGCUUUAGUCUUGACAUUCGUGGACCAGAGUCUGAGAAUGUAGAUAUACUGGAUAAAGAGUUACGGGAAGAAUUCGACGCGAUUGCUGCGGAGGAGGGUAAAAACAUUGGAAAACCAUGCCGUGUGGAAUGGCAAUUGGACUUUGAUAGCCCUGCGAUCAGAUUCCACCCCGAUUGUAUCGACUGUGUAACGCAAUCCACGAAGGCUAUUGUAGCUGGCUCUGCACAUCCAGAAUCCUUAUAUCGCUCAAUUCGCAGCGGUGCUGGGCACGACAGUGUCUUUACUUCAAAGAGAGUGCCAACAAGCAUGGUUUUUGUGCCAUGCAAGGACGGAGUAAGUCAUCAUCCGGAGGAAUUUUCUUCUGCCGACGCAUGCGUGGAUGGCGCCUCUGUCAUUCUUCAAGCUGUUAUAAGGUAUGACCGGAGGCGGUUUGGUAAAUAA
Molecule: messenger RNA, 1368 nt
Organism: Ophidiomyces ophidiicola
Lineage: Eukaryota; Fungi; Ascomycota; Eurotiomycetes; Onygenales; Onygenaceae
Exons: 3
Coding region: 1-1368 (455 amino acids)
Molecular function (GO): hydrolase activity, acting on carbon-nitrogen (but not peptide) bonds, in linear amidines
Source: RefSeq, a predicted model, not a curated record